This is a messenger RNA of Arachis stenosperma, 561 nucleotides long. RefSeq lists its product as uncharacterized. Bases 1 to 561 code for a protein of 186 amino acids. Gene Ontology annotation, cellular component: plasma membrane. Lineage: Eukaryota; Viridiplantae; Streptophyta; Magnoliopsida; Fabales; Fabaceae. The record is from RefSeq and is a predicted model, not a curated record. The transcript has a single exon.
AUGGCUAGAAAAGGCCUUAGAAUCUGCAUGAUUGUGUGCUCAAUUUUCUUGAUCGUUGUUGUGACAAUCAUUCUGGCCAUAUCUUUGACCAUCUUAAAACCCAAAGACCCAGAUAUUAGUGUCCACCCAUAUGGCCUUGAAAAUUUUCAGAUUAUACAACCCAAUGUAACAACUGUGCCACUUGGCAUGGUCAUCACUAUAGUCAAUCCCAAUUAUGGAACCUUCAAUUACAAAAAUACCACUGGCUACCUUAAUUAUCAUGACACCAACGUAGCCAAAGCUAUGGUAGUAGCAGGAUCUGUGCCUGCUCGUGGCUUAUUUAAUAUUACCACUGUUGCAGGUAUCAUGACUCAAAAGUUGAUGGAUGAUACACAAUUUUGGUCAGACAUUGAAGUUGGGACAUUGAAUUUUAAAGCAACUAUCACUCUUCCUGGGAAAGUGACUAUGCUCAAGAUUUUCAAAAAGAAGGCCAUGGUUCAUGUAGCAUGUGACCUCUCUUUUAAGCUUAAUUUAAGCUCCAUUCAUACUGAUUCAAGCUGCAUAUCCAAGAUCAAGCUUUGA